UUAGGCGGCAGUGCCAGUGGCGCCAUGCGGGGACACUUGGCCGCUGCAAGUCGCGGGAGCUCUUCCAUUUCCCUCUUCCACCACCCCUGGCCAAAUGUCGUUUCCAUCCCAGACCCGUUCCAAGAAGACAGAAAUCACCCGCAGCCGCAAUGGCUGUGUGCGCUGUCGCCAAAAGCGAAGAAAGUGCGACGAAGGGAAGCCCGACUGCCGGCGUUGUAUCAUGGCAGGGACAGACUGCCAGUACGAUGGUGUCACCCUCAAAUUCAGAGAAGCGACUCAGUGGGCCGCCCACAAGGUUGAAGCGCGUAGAUGUCUCGCUGAAACACCGCCUCCCAGUACCAACGACUCCUUGGAGGAAAGAUCUGGCUCGCUCACAGAGCCACAGCCACUGCUAGCGGCUUCGUACGACGACACACUGAAUAAUGCUGCGGCAGAUGAAGAGAGAAAUGGCGGCACAGCCGACACGUCUCGCACCCCGGUGACCUUUGAGGAGGACUCGCCCCAUCACGCCAUGUCGAAUUCCCUGGCCUCGCCGACGUGGGCGGAGGUGCCCCUCGACUUUGAUCUACUCCCGUCUGCCGAUGCGGACACCUUCAACGAACUGCUGUCGCAGCUUUCCUGGGUCGGACCGCGGAACCAACCGUGGGAAAUCUCGCCCCCCCCGUCUUCCAGCCAGAGAGAGGCUAUCGCCCAGCCUAACACUCCGGAUGACACAUUAGUGUACGAUGGUUCUACCACAGAGCAACUGUGUUCUGGAAUGAUAACCACACCACCACCACAACAACAACAACAAACGCGGCGGCCACUGAAAGGAGAUGUAAUGGUUUCACAUCCCCCGCUCAAGGCCAGGAAACCUCCGCCGACCAAAGUCCCAGUCAGCCACCGAGUCUACCUCGCGCAUUUUCGCGUAGCGGUCCUACAUGCAUUCCCGCUCGAACUACCGUUCCUAUGGGCAUUGGCGAUUGACUCGCCGGUUGUCCGAUGCGCUGCUCUGGCACUUGCGGCAGCGAAUCUCGCAAACCUUCAGGGCAAGCAGAAAGAUCACAGCACCUGGGCGCCGAUGUCUAUCCAUAGCGCCAAAGCGGCGGCAUUCUCGACGCAGGCGAAUCAGAUGCUCGAAGGCGGAUCCGAUGUGGCGCUGAAUGCAAGAUUGACUGCGAUGCUUCUCCUGGUCUACCACGAACUGGAAGCCGGCUCGUUCAGCGACGCGUUUCACUCCCUCUCCAUACUCAGUGCGGCAAUUCUGGACCAUGCCAAAACUAUCUUGUCUCUCCCCGAGGGCCCCGAGCUCAUCCGCUGGUGGCUUCACGUACGGUGCCUGACAGGUGGUGCGCAUACGCCGCUGAACCCAUAUGGCCACGAGAAUCCUACAGAACCCCUCGCGUCCAGACUCGAAAUGAGCGUUGCAACAGCGGCACAGGUGAUCGACCUCAUCGGAACCCAGGGGAAGCAGCUGUGGGAGCGGGUCCUCUUGGGUAGAUGCUUCCGGGCGAUUGGCGAUACUCCAGCAAGCACGAUGAAGAAAGUGGCCGAUUGGGUGGGGAUCCUGAAGGGAAAUUUGCUGUGCGACAGGGGGGCCUUUGGUCUCUCUGAAACCUCGGACUACUUCCUGACAGAGGAGGAGCUGUUUGCGGAACUGCGAACCCUGAAAAUGAUGCUCGCCACCUGCGAGACCCCGAGUGCACUGCGGAGGACAGCCACCACGACAGCCACCAACACCGCGACAGCCCGCGAGGGAAUCGUCGACUUCACCCAGAUAACAACACACCGCGAAGUAAUGGAGGCCGUGGACUACGCAUUUGCCCAGAUCGUCUGCGAUGAGCAGCUUCUCCACGCUCUAGCCACGGAUCCAGCCUCCCUUCCUUGCCAGUUCCCGCGUGACAGCGACAGAGAUAGAAACAGCGACGGCGACAGUGUCCCCUCUCACCCGCUGAAACCGGCACGGACGCGGACACCAACACCAACAAACCCCUGGGCGGCGGCAAUCCUGCGUCUGGCGGCGCGCGUCGACGCCUCGCAAUGCGGCCGCGAAAACGCCUACCGUCGUGGCGGAAUCCUCAACACGCUCUACUACACGGGGCUGUUCUGCCCGGGCCAUGUGCCCUCGCGAUCCAUCCACGCGACGGUGCAGCGAAUGCUAGAUGCGCGCGUCCACGCCGAGAGCCCGUUCUUCCCCGUCCAUGCGUUCCUUGGGUACCAGCGGGCGCUCGAGCGCGAGAUUAGACAGAGCGGCCGUACAAUCUUCUUUGCGUGCCUGACCUAUGAUGAGUGGACGCCCAAGGAUAAGCUGUUCUCGAAGGGGGAGAAUGAGCUUGUGAUUGUGGUUGGGGCUGAGGCUGAUGGGCGCUACUUUCAUGAUUUGGUUCCCGCUUGGACGGAGGUGCGAGAGGCUUCAACUCCUUGAUGUGUAUAUUCUACUACUAUGCACGAAUGUAUAUCCAUUGAUUGGUCACCUUAUACAAUGUACCUCGCUUACUUGCGAAGCCACGACCGCAGGACGGCGCCGAUGGCCUCGGGCUGGUGCGAUGGCGAGAAAUGCCCGGCUUCAUCUACAGCAUAGAAUGCCAGACGCGCCGUUCCCUUCCAG
This is a messenger RNA of Aspergillus versicolor CBS 583.65, 2587 nucleotides long. Its product is annotated as Zn(II)2Cys6 transcription factor domain-containing protein. The record is from RefSeq and is a predicted model, not a curated record. Gene Ontology annotation, biological process: positive regulation of transcription by RNA polymerase II. The transcript is spliced from 2 exons. Bases 95 to 2404 code for a protein of 769 amino acids. Gene Ontology annotation, cellular component: nucleus. Gene Ontology annotation, molecular function: DNA-binding transcription factor activity, RNA polymerase II-specific; zinc ion binding; transcription cis-regulatory region binding. NCBI's taxonomy places the organism in Eukaryota, Fungi, Ascomycota, Eurotiomycetes, Eurotiales, Aspergillaceae.